AUGUCGUCGAGACGAACGAUUUUGAUUGCCAUUUUGGCCCGUUACGAAGAGUUUCUUCAAAACUACCAGCCCGAUAGGGAUUCUAUCGAGGUGGAAACUCGUACGGCCAAAUUUGACCAAAUAUGCAAGGAUUUGGAGAGCCUUCAACAGCAGCUGGAGGACAGUGCAACCGCUGCUGAAGAGAUGACACACAAUGCCGCCCUUAGGGAGGAUUUUGAACGGCGCUUGAUUCGCGUUCAAUCGGCAUUGAAAGCGAAAUAUAGAGAAAUUCCGCGCAGCGAAGUGUUGCAGCAAGGAGCCGUAGACAAGGUGAUCGCUGAUCUGCCGGCGCAUGAUGUUUCCACUCGCGGCUGGAACAUUCCUUCGGAAUUUGUUUUGGCUGACCCGCAGUUCGAUAAAUCAGCCCCGAUUGAUCUCAUCCUUGGUGCCCGUCAUUACGCUUCCUUCUUUACGAACGUAAAAUCGCACGAGCUUGCUCCGAACCUUCCAACUAUGCUGAACAGCGUGUUUGGGUGGGUCAUGAUUGGUCCCACCUCUCCUCAGAAUCCUGCAUCUCCGACCGAUUGCACCGCCGCGUCCACAAUCGUCUGCAUGGCAUCCCUGGAGGAGUCUCUCGAACGCUUUUGGAAGCUGGAAGAGUUAAGCGUCAAUGAUUCGUACUCACCUGAUGAGCGGCGAUGCGAAACAUUGUAUAAAGAAACCACUCAGCGCGACGAGUCGGGUCGCUAUAUUGUACGAUUGCCCAAACAGACCGACUUCACGGAAAAGCUUGGCCUGUCUAAAACUACCGCUUUGAGACGCUUCGAGCUGCUGGAGAGGAGGCUAGAACGCAACCCACAGCUCAAGGAAGACUAUCAUGCCUUCAUGAAGGAGUAUUUGGAGCUGGGGCACAUGUCGCUCAUGACCAAAAUAGUGGGGAUGAACGGGCGUACUACCUACCCAGAUGGUGAAGGGACUGAGUAUGCGCUUGCACGUGCAGCCCUGAAACGAAACUUUUACGUGGACGACUUCAUUGGUGGUGCCAAUAACGUUCGCGAAGCUGUUCAGCUGCGUAUGGAGUUAUCAGCGCUACUUGCCAAAGCACCGAGUAUAUCGGCACAUACUCAUCCCUCAUUACCCAACGAGACGAUCAAAGCACUCGGCAUCUCGUGGAAGCCUGAAUCGGAUGAGCUGUGUUUUGAAUCCAACACUGAGGCUGAUGAAGCCACGUCCACCAAGCGAUCUAUUUUGUCGAGCAUUGCCAAAAUGUACGAUCCGCUCGGAUUGAUAGCACCGAUGAUCGUGCGUACUAAGAUGCUGAUGCAGGAGCUAUGGCUACUCAAAUCCGGCUGGGAUGAACCUGUUCCUAAUCACAUCUGUAAAAAAUGGAAGGCGAUUCAGAGCGACUGGAAAACGUUAUCCGAGUACAGGACUAACCGUUACGCUCUCUUACCAGAUGCAACAGUAGAAUUUCACACAUUUACCGAUGCUUCGGAGGCCGCCUACGGAGCAUGUGUCUACGCUCGUUGUGAAAACGCGGCGGGAGAAGUCCGCAUCAGCCUAUUAGCUCCGAAGUCUCGAGUGGCACCACUGAAGCGCGUCACGUUGCCGAGGUUUGAACUAAGCGCAACUGUCCUGGGCGCCCAUCUGCAUCAUCGCGUCAAGGAGGCAAUGCAGAUCGUGUGCGCCGAAUCGUUUUUCUGGUCCGACUCAACAUUGACGCUAAAAUGGAUUGCGUCACCUCCCAACUCCUGGAAGACGUUCGUGGCAAAUCGAGUAGCUGAGGUGCAACACUACUCUCAUCCAAGGCAAUGGAGGCACGUUCCUGGCACAUCCAAUCCUGCUGACUUGGUUUCCCGAGGCAUGUCGGCAGCACACUUCACGCAGAAUCAGCUUUGGAAUAACGGUCCAGAUUGGCUUGUGCAACCUUCGUCCCAUUGGCCCAGCUCAGAUCCAGAACCAAGCGAUGAGGCGGACCUAGAAACACGCCAGAAGGCGCGAUCCCAGCGACCGAUACCGCACACCAAUGCAUCUAAGACGAUCACGCCCGAGUACGUGGAUGCUGCAAAAACUGUGCUUUGCAUAAUAGCCCAGCAUGAUGCAUUUUCCGCGGAAAUCAAGCAGCUAAAAAAGGGAGAAGCAUUGAUGAAACAAUCACCUUUACGAAAACUUACCCCAUUCCUGGAUACAGAGGAAGUAAUACGGGUGGGAGGACGAUUGAACUUGUCGCAACUACCGUAUCAGUCCAAGCAUCCAGCUGUUCUACCGAAGAACCACAAAUUCACCCGUCUGCUUGCGGAAGAUUACCACGAAGAGCUGAAACAUACUAGUGGAAGGCUAUUGCUAUCUCGCAUUAGAGAGCUGUAUUGGCCACUGGACGGACGUCGCUUGGUGAAAACCAUCUCAAGGAACUGCUUCCGCUGUGUUCGGCAAGAUCCCGCACUCGCACGGCAGCCGGUUGGCCAGCUUCCACCAUCCCGCAUCACACCGAGCCGACCGUUUUCUGUAACCGGAGUGGACUACGCCGGAGACCUCACAACGGCGGGAUUCUUAGCAGCGCUACGCCGAUUCACAUCACGACGCGGAUUGCCAGCCCACAUCCAUUCUGAUAAUGGGAAAAACUUCGAAGGCGCAGAACGUGAACUGAAGGAGCUUUUUGAGCUGUUCAACGACGAACAACACCGCAACACCGUGGCUACCAGAUGCGCUGACCGGAGAAUCACUUGGCAUUUCAACCCACCAAAGGCUCCACACUUCGGCGGAUUAUGGGAAGCAGCAGUAAAGACGGCGAAGCGACACCUCUAUCGUCACCUGAGCAAUACGCGGCUGUCGUACGAAGGCUACUGCACUGUGCUCCACCAAAUCGAAGCAGCGAUGAAUUCCCGUCCGCUGUUGCCUUUGUCCGACGAUCCUAACGAGCUAGCUGCACUCACACCGGCACACUUCCUUAUUGGCACAUCGAUGUUCGCCGUGCCUGAACCGGACUACACCCAGCUGAAAUUCUGCACGCUAGACGAUCUUCAGAAGUGGCAGCUUUUGGUUCAGCGUUUUUGGAAGCAUUGGGCCACUGAGUAUCUACAAGAAAUGCCAAAAAGUUAUGCAAAUGGUGGCAGCAACAACAGCAACAUACUUCCCGGCAGCUGA
This is a messenger RNA of Anopheles coluzzii, 3123 nucleotides long. RefSeq lists its product as uncharacterized. NCBI's taxonomy places the organism in Eukaryota, Metazoa, Arthropoda, Insecta, Diptera, Culicidae. Gene Ontology annotation, biological process: DNA integration. The coding region runs from base 1 to 3123 and encodes 1040 amino acids. Gene Ontology annotation, molecular function: nucleic acid binding. The transcript is spliced from 7 exons. The record is from RefSeq and is a predicted model, not a curated record.